This is a messenger RNA of Episyrphus balteatus (marmalade hoverfly), 1439 nucleotides long. RefSeq lists its product as uncharacterized. Lineage: Eukaryota; Metazoa; Arthropoda; Insecta; Diptera; Syrphidae. The transcript has 3 exons. The coding region runs from base 575 to 1138 and encodes 187 amino acids. The record is from RefSeq and is a predicted model, not a curated record.
UCUGAUAUAGCUUUUUGUUGUUGUUUUUUCGGGUAUAUUGAAUGGUUGAUAUUUAUCUCUCUACCGGCACCACCAGAGAGUAGAUAACAAGUAAACAAAACAGAAUUUCCAACCAAACAAAAAACACAGGGAUACCCCUAGAAUCGGUUCAGUUUACUGUUGUUAAAGUUUUUUUUUUUUUAUUUUUUUGUAUUUAACACUUGCGGUGGGGAUUCAGAGAGUAACAGUUACGGUUUUGGUUUCAAACUCGAUAGUUGUAGUCUCAUAAUAUCGUUUGUUGAGUCUACUAGCUGCUCUCCAUUGAAACAGAGUGCCUAGCAUUGGAUCAGUGAGAAAUAUCAGUGUGAAUAAAAAAUUGUGAUUUUUGAAAUUUAAAAAAUUCACUCUUCUUAUAACGAAAAAAAUAAAAGAAUUUUUUUUAAAUAAAUAAUAAAAUUAAUUUUAUUAUAACGAAGUGAAAUUGAAAUUUGCAAUUUAUAGAAAAUAAAAUAAAAGCUAUCGAUAUUUUUUUUUCAAUUUCAAUUGAUUGAAAAAAAUUAUUCAAUUUUCGAAAAAUAAAAAUCAAAAAUUGAAAAUGUAUUCAAAAAUGGGAUGUAAAUGGAUGCUUACUGUUGGAGUUAUUAUUGUUACUUUUCUGGCAGCGACCAAGCAGACAAAUGCCCAGAUCUACUUACUGAAUUACAGUGAUGAAAGAGUCAAUGCGGCAAAGCUUGCAGAAAAAAGAUUCGACUUGGUUAAUAAUACAGAUAUAACAGAAGUUUAUACAAUUAACACUUCAACAAGAAUAUCCUCGGAUUUAUCACAAUCGACAAUGGAUGCAAUAACAAUUGUUUGGUAUGUCUCAACAUUCCUAGCAUUGGUAGCAUUCUUCUCCUUGAUGGCAUGUUCAGAUCGUAAAUGUGGACGUCGAACUCCAGCUCCAACUCUAGAUGAUCAAUUACAAGCACCACCAAGUCCAGCACCAUCAUAUAGUGAAUUUGCACCUCCAAGUUAUGAAACUGUUUUUAAGAAACAUUAUUCACCAACAGCAACGGUAUUUGUUGUACAAGUGCCAUAUAUCGAAACCGAAAAGGACAAAGAUCCACCACCACCAUUUACAUUUCACACAAUAAAUGAAUUACAGAAAUUUAGUUGCUAAUUUUAUAAAGAGUAUAUAAAAAUAUCUAAUUUAUAGAAUUUUAAGAGAAUAAUAAUAAGUCUUUCAAAUUAGACUGUGCCAAACUGUGAUUCUAGAAAAUAAGUGAAAAAUUUAAAAUGAUCUUCGUCCUUGAUACCUUUAAUUAAAAAUUUAAAAAAAAAAAAAAUAUUUAUUACUAAUUGUUAAACAAAACUGAAAAAAAAAAGAAAAUAAUAUAUUUUUUUUAAUGUAAGACAAUUUUUAUAGAAAGACUGACUUUGUGUGGCUGCUAUUGAAUAAUGUUAAAAUAGUCUUAAUCUAC